This is a messenger RNA of Ornithodoros turicata, 5826 nucleotides long. RefSeq names its product cadherin-99C-like (gene Cad99C). Gene Ontology annotation, molecular function: cadherin binding; calcium ion binding. The record is from RefSeq and is a predicted model, not a curated record. Gene Ontology annotation, cellular component: adherens junction; catenin complex; plasma membrane. The transcript has 36 exons. Gene Ontology annotation, biological process: multicellular organism development; adherens junction organization; cell morphogenesis. Bases 192 to 4877 code for a protein of 1561 amino acids. NCBI's taxonomy places the organism in Eukaryota, Metazoa, Arthropoda, Arachnida, Ixodida, Argasidae.
GCCUACCUUUGUGUUACCCGUCGCACACCAGGAACUCUGCGGCCAGCAGGGAUUGUGCCGGCGUUUGUGCGAGAUGCCGAUCUCCGAUGUGUGGAUUUUAAUCUAAUUUUCUCCGGUGGAUGUACAGUGCUGCGCGUCGCUCGGAAUAACCUACGAAGAAGAAUUGCGGAGAAGAGUGACCGUUGACGGCUAUGGACUCGAGGAGGCUACGCCGUCGCCUCUUAGUAGCCUCCUAUUUCAUCUUCUCCUGCCUCUUCUCAACGGCAUCAGCAGUCUGUGAAGUGAAAGGUGGCGAGACCGUCAUCAUUCUGGACGUUCAAGAAAGUAGAGGAAACCAGACAGAGCAGCGGACGUACCCGGAAGAGCUACCGAUUGCAGGCGAAAUAGAAGACAUUGACCUCAGCAUCCAGACAGCGAGCUAUGACGUCUUCAGGCUGGACGGCAAAAGCCUAGUUCUCAAGCGACCUCUUGACAGAGAUGCCGAAGAUAUUGCGUCGAUACGGCUUCAGGUGCUGUGCCAAGCCAGGUUAGGAAGGAUUCAGCCUUUCUCUCAACGUGCCAUUCAAGUGCUUGUCCGUGUCAACGACAUCAACGAUAACCCUCCUGUAUUCAAACAAUCUCAGUAUGAGACGACAGUGUCAGAGUUGGUACCCGUCGGUACGACCAUCUUUCGCGACCUGUCUACCAUGGACAUGGACACUGGCACCAACGGCCUUGUCGAGUACACUACUGUCCGUGGUGACGGAAGCCACAAUGACGGCUACGAUUACUUCGCCAUCGACCUCCCAUAUCAGGGACUAGUCACGGUCAGCAGGCCACUGGACUACGAGACGUCCAAGUUCUACUACCUGGUCGUCAAAGCAACUGAUAAAGCUACGAAUCCAGAGGAAAGAUUAUCCAGUACCACGACGCUGACUGUGUACAUUGAGGAUGGUGACGAUCAAGACCCCAGCUUCGCGUACGACGGAUGUGCACGUGUUGGUCGCAAAUGCGUCAACCCGGAAUACAGAGUUGACGUCACAAGUGGUGUCAAUACUGGCAUCCUCAAAAUCCACCCAGAAGAUAUCCGAGCAGAAGACAGAGACUCACUCAGAGCCAGGAUACGUUACAGCUUCGUAAACGGUACGCCUGCAAUCUACCAUAAUUACUUUGCCAUUGACCCGGACAGCGGCUUCGUCCGACAACUUCAACCCGUCGACCGAUCGGUGGGAAAGAACUUCGUCAUGGUAGUUAAAGCAGAAGAGGCGACGACAAGCCGACGGUUUGCCACAGCCAAGCUGACCAUCUCAGUACAAGUCGUUGACAGCCAUCCACCCGUAGUCUCAGCGUCGGCCGUCGAAGGGUUUGUCGAUGAAAAUUCUCCGGUGGGAACGCGCGUGCUUUCGGAACACGGCAAGCCGAUAUACUUCAGCGUCACCGAUCCAGACAUUGCCGAAGAUGACCCCGUUCCGGAGUACGUGUUCGAGUUGACGACGACAGCGUUCCAAGUGGACAAUAAUGGCGUCCUCGUUGUUAACGAAGGCGAUUUAGAUAGGGAUCCCCCUAACGAGAGCAGAUAUACCUUCCAGGUCGUGGCUCAUCAAAGGGAGAGUGCUCCUGGUAAAGGAAGCAGUGCGCCUCUUUCGAUAAGCGUCAACUUGAAUGAUGUCAACGAUAACAGCCCUCGGUUGCCCACCUUAUCUCCUGUGACCAUUCAGGCGGGGGAAGGUGUGAGAAACGUCACGCAGGUACAAGCCCGUGAUAAUGACGAAGGCGAGUUUGCCAAAAUCAUGUACUCCAUAUACCACGUGUCCAACAAUGGACGCGACAAAUUUCGCAUUGACCCCGACACCGGACGUAUAGAAGUUGUUGGCAAGGUCAACUCGGGCGAACAGUACAGCAUCACGGUGCAGGCUACAGAUUCCGGCGCCAGGUUCGUUCAAGGAAUUCAAGACGUCAUCGUUAUACCCGGACCCAACACCGGCGGUCCCGUGUUUUCGAAGGAGUCGUACGAGGCUCAAGUCAGCGAAGGAGCUUCCGUGGGGUCGGCAGUCGUCACGCUUAAGGCCCAAGACCCUGAAGGAGACGACGUAUCUUACAGUCUUACUGAAGGUGACGAAAAUGGGGAUUUUGUCAUCGACUCGCUCAGUGGAACUGUGUCUGUGGCUAAGCGGCUCGAUCGUGAACAUACCUCAUCUUACACAUUACAAGUAAAAGCGGAAGACAAGAACAGCUUGUUCAACGUUGCGUCUGUGCAUAUCAGCGUGACUGACAUCAAUGACCAGAACCCGGUGUUCGUCCAAGACAGUUAUAAUUUUUCAGUCGAAGAAGGCAAGAAAGAUGCUGCAGUUGGAACCGUACAGGCUAGAGACGAAGACAUCGGAACCAACGGAGAAGUAUAUUACACAAUUUCAGGAAAUAGUGAUUUCGACAUUGACGCGGAGACUGGCGAGAUCAGCACGCGCCACGCGCUUGACUUUGAGCGCCAGAAGGAGCACGUGCUCGUUGUGACUGCCAAAGACCGGGCACCGGAUGCCCGGAUAACCACCGUCAGCGUGACGGUGAACGUGGUGGACGUGCAGGAUGAAAAACCAUUCUUUGAGAGAACCUUUUAUGAGGCAUACGUUCCCGAGAACCAGGAUAACUUCGACAUUCUGACCGUCAAGGCAACAGAUCCCGACACAAACCCCAGCAUCACCUACGAGAUUCGGGAGGGUGAUGCCACUCUAUUCGCUGUAGACCCUGUCACAGGCGUCGUCCGUACCCUCAAGGGGCUGGAUUAUGAACAGCGGAGCAGCCACACGUUAGUGAUGGGAACCAUGGAAAAUAAAGACGACGAUGUCAAGGCUACUUGCACUGUGCGGGUCGCAGUUGAAGAUCGGAACGACAUGGCACCACGUUUUACAAGCGUUCCCUUGCCGAUCCGGUUGCAGGACACAGUUCCUCUGGGCACCAUCGUUACGACGGUCAUGGCAACAGAUGGAGACGGUUCUCCUCCUGGAAAUGUGAUCCGAUACGAACUCAGCGGUCAGGGCCGAGCUCCUUUUUACUUUCUUAUCGACAGCACGAGCGGGGUGAUCACCGUGAAAGACGACCUCCGGAAAGAGCCAGACUCGGAAUACAGAAUUGAGGUUCAAGCGCAUGAUCUCGGCGACCCCUCGUUAGCUGCUACGGCGGUCGUCACGGUUUACGUGGAACAUAUUGCCACAGUGCCACCUGACUCCGGCUUAGGAUUUGCGGAUGGAUUUUACACGAUCGAGCUUCCGGAGAACGCACUUGCUAACACAUUGGUCAAGACUUUGCCGAUCAUCAACAAACCGCGCGAGAACUUUCCAGUAGAGUGCCAAAUCGUAACGGGAAACGAGAAAGGCCAUUUCUACGUGCUUGACAAUGAAGCACGCGACUGUGAAAUACGAGUUCAAAACCAGAAUCUUGAUUACGAGGAACAGAACAAGUAUCUAUUGACGGUCCACUUGAACACAGUUGGCGGCAUAUUUGGCUCGGCGAGACUCACCACGCAAGUCGCGAUUCACCUCUUGGACCAAAACGACAAUCGUCCCGUCUUCAUGAUUUCACCAAUGUACAGUCAAUUGACGCAAAAUCGCUACAUCGCUGCGCUACCAUACGACGCACCUGCCGGAACUCGAUUCCUGCAAGUCGUGGCCGAGGACCUAGACUCUGGAUCCAACGGGAAAGUUAUGUACGACUUGUCUCCGGACACAGAUCCCGACGGAAAAUUCCAUAUCGAGGCGCAUACGGGUUACGUCAGCAACGUCAAAACGUUUGAAGAUACAGAGGGACUUCAACUCCCAAUCAAACUGACAGUUACGGCAAGAGAUAGUCCAGACUUAAGCAGCAGGUCGCUCGCGCAGUCAGUCGAUGUUUACGUUAACCUCAUCAACGAUGACAACCGCGUGAUACUUGCUGUGGCAGACGUGUUUCCAGACAAGGCCUUGCAGCUGAGAGACCAUAUCGUGAGCAUCGUUCAGCAGCAGACCCGUCUCAUUGCUGGUGUCGAGAGGGUGGUUGCACUUAAGGUUCUUCGGAAUAACUCUAUCGUCACGGAUUCUUCAGGGAGUGACAUAUGGUUGCACCUUGUUGAUCCCGCAACCCUGAGAAUCCUCUCUGUCGGCGAUCCACGAGUCCAAACAUUGGUAUCUGAAGGACCUCAACAGCGAUCCUUCCUCGACCACCUGUCCAGAAGUCUGGGCAUCAAUGCUCAGCGACUCAGGUCACCUUACGUGAUCACCACAACGCCACCAAACAUCGUCCAUCCUGUUAAGAUCAGUGGUGGAGAUUCCAGUGACCUAGGUGCAGCGCUCAUCGUUUUGGCCUGCAUCAUUGCGGUGCUCGGCUUCGUUGGGAUAGUAUACCAUUGUUGCAUGUGGUCCAGGUACGUCGCGAACAAAGAGCGCCUCAAGCGAAUGUGCAUAGCUCCUCGUUACGAACCAGUCUACGCGGACUCGAGUCUGAAGGAAUACGAGACACAAGUACUGCAGAUGAGUGUACCCGUGGACGAAGGAAGCAGCUACCGAGGGCCUCCGUAUGGGAUAAAGAACAUUGAGGAAGUGGCCUACGUGAGUCGUGGUCUGGUAAAUGGGACUUCCUAUGAUGGUGGCUCCAGCUCGCCAGUAGAGGGCCCUGCCAGCUCCAUUGGAAACGCGUCGACGGCGCGUGUGGGCAGCUGUGUUUCGGCGUUUGAUGAGCCACUAGGAGCUACUACCAAAAAUCCGCUCUAUGAAGGGCACGAUUCGGAAGAAGAACAACACAGUCGCGAACAAAGAGGACAGCCAGCGCAUAAAAAUGGCCUUACUAUGUUACAUCCUCAACCAAAUGGCACUCCAGGCAGGAACAGACAGCAGUUUAUGAAUGGCGUGGAGACGACAACGGAACUAUGACCUAUUUAUUAUGUGUAAAACUGUACAUAAUAGCGACACGUUGAUGGUGCCAUAUUCUGCUGCAGUCCAGGGCAGAGAUGGACGCGAGCCAGAACUACUACAUGGUUGUUUGGAACAUCACUGAGAAACAAUAGAGACCCUCGAAGACUACGGUCAAUGCAAGAGAGACACGUUUGUGCCAAUGGGGAUACUUGUGCUACAUUCCAUGGUAGUAGUGGAGAUCUGCCGUGUGCGGGGUGGGCUACACAUCCACGACAAGAUAGCGCGACGCUGUUCUGAUCGGAGUAAAAAUAUAUAUUUCACGUGAGAGUGGGUGAGGAACUGCACCAAGUGCAACGAAGUAGUCGCCUGUUUGCUUGAAAAGUUUUAUGCGAUAAUACGACGACGACGUUCUUCUGGUUUCCUGUGUGUUCUGGUUCCUGGACAGGGGUUCCACAAGAGGAAACAUUACCAGUGGAUGUAACUAGGUGGCCGCUAAGUUCGACGAUGCGUUAUAUAAAUUGCAAUAUAGGUAUCCGUGUAUUCACACGUGGGCGACAUUCUACAGAAUACUGCAGCGUAAGACGCCCAAAACGUCAUAGCUUCCUGCUGCCAGCGUCAUGCCUUUUUGCGCUCUUCUAACCACGAGGAAUAUCCUGCGGCUCAGCCACAAGAUAUUUCGUAGCAGACGACAGGGCCGACGGUGUCGUCUGCUACGUACGCAGCACGCCACAGCCGAUAUUCUGGCGCUGGUGCGAGUGCUCAACAUAAGACGCGACAGCACUUCCGCCCCAUGAGCAGCUUUUUGCUUUUUCUUCCACUAGAAUAUUCUUUGGGGAUGUCACUCGUGUGAAUACGCGGUGUCUGCGAUUGUGGAGUGCACACCCGCUGCGAAGCCACGAACAGCUUCUCGCUACCAAUACUCAUAGUGGUACGACAAUGAGGUUUGUGUCAAUAAACGAAAAGACGU